Messenger RNA from Hypomesus transpacificus, 1834 nucleotides. RefSeq names its product eukaryotic translation elongation factor 1 gamma (gene eef1g). Gene Ontology annotation, cellular component: cytoplasm; nucleus. The record is from RefSeq and is a predicted model, not a curated record. The coding region runs from base 84 to 1397 and encodes 437 amino acids. Gene Ontology annotation, biological process: translational elongation. The transcript has 10 exons. Lineage: Eukaryota; Metazoa; Chordata; Actinopteri; Osmeriformes; Osmeridae. Gene Ontology annotation, molecular function: translation elongation factor activity.
UUCAUUCCAGCGACGCUGGAGAGGUUCGUUAGUAAAUACGUCAUUGCGGUGCGCCCUCGCUCUUCCUUUCUCUCGUCCUGAAGAUGGCGGCAGGGACUCUCUACACAUACCCAGAGAACUGGCGGGCCUUCAAGGCUCAGAUUGCAGCCCAGUACAGUGGGGCUCGCCUCAAGGUGGCCAGCAACGCCCCCGCCUUCACCUUCGGGCAGACAAACCGUACCCCAGCCUUCCUUAACAACUUUCCCCUGGGCAAGGUUCCAGCGUUUCAGGGAGAUGACGGCUUCUGUCUGUUUGAGAGUAAUGCCAUUGCUCACUACCUGAGCAAUGAUGCUUUGCGUGGUGCCAGCCCCCAGGCUGCUGCCCAGGUGCUGCAGUGGGUCAGCUUUGCUGAUGCUGAGAUCAUCCCUCCCGCUAGUGCAUGGGUCUUCCCCACCCUGGGAAUUAUGCAGUUCAACAAGCAGGCCACAGAGCAGGCCAAGGAGGAGGUGAAGAAGGUGCUGUCACUCCUGAACCAGCACCUGAACACCCGUACCUUCCUGGUGGGGGAGAGAAUCACCCUGGCAGACAUUAGUGUGGCCUGCUCCAUGCUCUGGCUCUACAAACAGGUCCUGGAGCCAUCCUUCGUUCAGCCAUAUUCCAAUGUGACUCGUUGGUUUGUCACCUGCAUCAACCAGCCCCAGUUCAAGGCUGUGCUCGGAGAGGUCAAGCUUUGUGAAAAGAUGGCUCAGUUUGAUGUCAAGAAGUUCUCAGACAUGCAGCCCAAGAGGGAUGCCGCUCCCAAGAAAGAGAAGGCCCCUAAGGAGUCCAAGCCCCAAGAAAAGAAAGAGAAGAAGAAGGAGGAGAAGAAGGCUGCCCCCGCAGUUGAGGAGAUGGAUGAAUGUGAAGCAGCUCUGGCCUCAGAACCCAAAGCCAAGGAUCCCUUUGCACACCUUCCAAAGAGCACAUUUGUCAUGGAUGAAUUUAAGAGAAAGUACUCCAACGAGGACACCCUUUCUGUCGCCGUCCCUUACUUUUGGGAAAACUUUGACCGUGAGGGUUACUCUAUCUGGUAUGGCGAGUACAAGUUCCCAGAAGAGCUCGCCAUGGCUUUUAUGAGCUGCAACCUCAUCACAGGAAUGUUCCAGCGUCUCGACAAGCUCCGCAAGAAUGGUUUUGCCAGCGUGAUCCUUUUCGGCGGCAACAAUGACAGCACCAUCUCCGGCAUCUGGAUCUUCAGAGGACAGGACCUGGCUUUCACUCUGUCUGAAGACUGGCAGAUUGACUACGAGUCUUAUGACUGGCGUAAACUGGAUGUGGACAGCCAGGAGUGCAAGACCAUGGUCAAGGAGUACUUUGCUUGGGAGGGCGAGUUCAAGCACGUAGGAAAGCCUUUCAACCAGGGCAAGGUCUUCAAGUGAGCGGGAUUGACUGGCAUGGCAGAAACAUCCCCCCCCCCCAUCCCUUACAAUCCCUCGAUACGUCAGCCGUUUGUCGGCGCUUAUAACUUGGACAUUCAACCACCAAUGUACUCAGGCUGAACUGGGGAGAUUCAAGUUGGAGUGGCUUGUCUUGGUCACCCAGAAGUGGUUGUUUUUGAGUUGAAAAAUAAAACGUUUUCCACAAUGCCAAUUUCAGAUUUGCUUUUGUUUCAGAACUCCAAUUGGGUAGAUGUUGUUUUGACAUGUUUGUGUGCCUUGAGUUGUAGACCACCAGAAUAAGACAUACCUAUUUCACUUUUACGAAUCUUUAGUUAUGGUAAUUGUUGGGCUUACCUGGAACUGGAGGGACAUGCAUUAAGGAAAGUAAAAUAAAUGGUUGAGAACAUGUAAUGAACAAUAAAUGCAACUGAACAUUG